Messenger RNA from Pezoporus flaviventris, 837 nucleotides. Its product is annotated as fatty acid-binding protein, liver. The transcript has 4 exons. Bases 85 to 465 code for a protein of 126 amino acids. Gene Ontology annotation, molecular function: fatty acid binding. Gene Ontology annotation, cellular component: nucleus; cytosol. Gene Ontology annotation, biological process: fatty acid transport. Lineage: Eukaryota; Metazoa; Chordata; Aves; Psittaciformes; Psittacidae. The record is from RefSeq and is a predicted model, not a curated record.
UUCCAUAAAUAGCAUCUGGAUGACCAGGGAGAGCCCUCACUUUCCUGCCAGCACCACCACCCCAAGCUGUGUCAUACAUCCAUAAUGGCAUUCAAUGGAACCUGGCAGGUCUAUGCUCAAGAAAACUACGAAGAGUUUCUGAAAGCUCUUGCAUUGCCAGAUGACCUUAUCAAACUUGCCAGAGAUAUUAAACCUGUUGUUGAAAUACAACAAAAAGGAGAGGAUUUUGUUGUGACAUCAAAGACACCCAAGCAAUCUGUAACUAACUCGUUUACACUUGGAAAAGAGGCUGAUAUUACUACCAUGGAUGGCAGAAAGCUAAAGUGCACUGUGAACAUGGUAAAUGGGAAGCUCGUGUGCAAGUCAGACAAAUUCCAUCAUGAGCAAGAAAUUAAAGGAGGUGAAAUGGUGGAGACUAUGACUUAUGGUGGAGUAACGCUUGUCAGAAGAAGCAAGAGGGUUUAAAGCCAGAUCACCUUCUUUGUGACAUCUUUACAUACCUAAAGUGCCGUUUCCAAAAGGUGUGAUCUUCAUUAUGUGACAAAAUAGAACGGAAAAUAACUGUGACUUCUACUCUCCUUUCACACACACACCAAUUCCCAUAAUUCCCAUAAUUGUAAGACUGUAUUUUCCCCCUGAGUACACUUCUGCACUCCAAGUGACAGAAGUCUGCCUCCCAGACAACCAAACCUGGAUGUUAACUGAAACACUGUGAUUUAUCAGAAUGAUCCUUGGGAGUGGACAAAAGCUGACAGAAAUGCCUCGAUUUUUUACAUGCUCAAUUAACACAUUUAGCUUUAGUUCCUUUGUCUAAUAAAGUUUCAUCUUCUACUAAAA